AUGCCCCCAAUGUACUCAGCCGGCAGGUUAGCACGAUCUCUGUCACUUGAGAAGCUAUCUUGCUAUCUGUAUGAUAGAGAAAUCCACAAGUGUAUUCGUCUGCCACUUGGCCAUCAAAAGAAGGUUCUUCGACCCAAACCAUCCCAUGGUAUUGAUGGUGAUAAGGCUGAGUUGAAUGUUGGCUGGCGCGAGCAGCAAAGUCUUCUCGGACACACGCAACAGCAACCACUCGACAUAUUUUACAACAUGGCCGCGGCAGGUAUGAUUCUCGCCAACAGUCGUCGUCAUCAGCAAAGGUUGCGACGAAAUCGUCUUCCUACUGAAGAGGUCCAUGUCGAGUUCCAGGUGCCCGUAUACCCAUCCGAUGAACAGAGCAUCGCCAAAACAUGUCAAGAAACACCUCCACAAUCAGCCUGGGCGUGGUUCGCUCUACUUUUUGGUAGAAUGAGAAAAGACGCAUUAUACCAAGGACCAGGCCUCGAUCAAAUCAUGCCUACCGAGUUGCUCCUCGCCAUCUCCGCUUAUCUCACCAUGGUCGACCGCGCAGUCCUAUCUCUGACGAGCUUUAGAAUGUGGACCAUUUUCGGAGAGAACAACUUUCUACUGAGUCUACCGUCUCAAAAGAAACUCGAGCUGCUGACGUUGCUGGAGAGAGACGUCGAUGAGCACAAAAACGGCAACGUCCUCUGCAGGCCCUGUCAGAUCUUCCACCACCCUUACUUGUCGAUACCCACCGCCUCUCACAGCAGCACCGGCGCCAAGGGCAGCGGCUAUAAUCGUCCCUGUCUUCAGGAACCCGCAAACCCGCAUCAGAGACUAGUUUCACCCUAUCUCCACCGCACCCUUCACUUCAACGUCCUCAAGCACUUCCACGCUGAUAAGCGUUCUAAAGUGAAUCUGUAUGGUCCUGAUCAACUUUAUCUAGUCGAUUCCGUUGCAUAUUGCCACGAGAGCGUCAAGGCAACGGUUAAACAAAUCAUGACGGGCCGUAUCUCGACACAAGGCGAAUUGCUCGUAAAGACCGUCACAGACCUUUCCGCGACCAGAAAUGACGUCCCUUACCUUUAUCAAGUACUAGAACGGAACAACCUCAUCAAAUGUUGCGGGCAUAUGUACUGGGCAGCGAGGUAUCCUUUCAUAUUUCAGCAUAAUAUGCAGUAUUAUACCGACCCUGUCGACCUUGCGAGAUACAGACGAGAAUGGGAAUCUGAUGAUCUGAGAAGGAUACGAAAUAUCUGGCAUCCGGAUGAGGAGCCCCAGCAUUCAAUGGACAAUAGGCUGGGCAUCGCAUUUUAUAUACAGGGCCUGUUCAAGGGAGGACAUCAUUCGAUUGCACUGGUGGGAAGGGUUCGGCUCAAGAUAUACUUGGGUAGGACCUGGCGAGAGCGAGAUAAAGGCAUAGGCGGGGAGAGACUGAUCGUGGCUUCUCGUUAUGAUCACCAGGGAAGGGUGGGCUUUCAAUAUCCUCCAGACACAUGCCCGCCAAAGAAAGCAAAGUGUGCGGUAGGGACGUUGCAUCUCGAAGCUGAAACUGCAUACAUAUCAGAAUUAUGGCGACAUGAAAUCUUGAAUCAAGUUCACCCCCCCGGUGCUGGACUGGGGGCUACAUCUCUUGGUGCUCAUGCUAGGAAAUAUCUGGUGCUCAAGCUGGGAUUCGAACUUGGGUAUGCGCUGAGCCUGUCGUCGAGUAGGCUGACGGGCGCCUGCUGGCUGGUGACAGGAAUGGCCGCGGGGGUGUAUAUGAAGGCUUGCUGUGUGGUUAUUCAGGUUGUGUAUUCGGACCCGGUGGAAACCUGGAUGGUCCAGGGGGAAGUCACGUCUUGGAGGGAGAGUCUUCCAUCGUGGGUCACGCACUACCUGCCUUACCAUGUUAAGCAACACUCACCAAGAGAUCAGAUGUUGAUUUGCGCUUCCUUUCGCUGCUAUAUCUACCUCAGAAUACGACACGCCUCCCAGGCGUAUCUCAGUUUUCGCGCGGGAAGAGUCUCGACCCCCUGGAAUUCUUCCUUACCUGCCAUACCUUCCAGUGAUGUUCCCUUCCAUCUCGAAAGCUCCUUCAACUUUUGUGAAGACGCGCUGAAGGAUGUCGGAAUAAGAGCUUCAACUUCCCUUCUUGAUCGUGAAACCUUGAUGGCGUCAAUGAUGCGCUGGCCAAGUCUGAAGAAGCACCCGGCUUGCUUGGUGAUUAAGAUCACUAAGAAAACAAUCGGCACCGCGGUUGCCACCAUUCGCCUCUUCUAG
Messenger RNA from Colletotrichum lupini, 2241 nucleotides. RefSeq lists its product as uncharacterized. The transcript has 10 exons. Lineage: Eukaryota; Fungi; Ascomycota; Sordariomycetes; Glomerellales; Glomerellaceae. Bases 1 to 2241 code for a protein of 746 amino acids. The record is from RefSeq and is a predicted model, not a curated record.